Molecule: messenger RNA, 1733 nt
Organism: Phytomonas sp. Hart1
Lineage: Eukaryota; Euglenozoa; Kinetoplastea; Trypanosomatida; Trypanosomatidae
Source: the annotation of a GenBank genome assembly
AUGAUUCGCCAAUUAUGUGGAAAGUCACACACUCCAGUUCGAUCACUGGGGGGAUUCCGUUUCCCGUCCCCCCGCCGCUGUGCCGUUGCUCUAAAACACAGUCCCGUGGGCUCGCCAUCUUUCCCCUGCCGUUCCUACCGAAGUCCCCUCCCCCCUUUCCCUUUGGGGGCGUUUACCGGCCCGGGGGGCCUUCCCUUUCGGGCCCUCCCCGCUCUCGCGUUCGUGCCCCGCACCACCCCCGUCUCGGGCGUGGCGAAGCGGUUUAAAAGCGGCCCACCCAACACCAAGGACGACAAGGAGGAGGGGGGGGUGCCACACCGGGAGGGUCCCGCGGAUGGAACCGCAACCCCCCCUUCUCAGCGUAACCCGACUGAGGGCUGUGACAAUGCGGACCAACGUCACACGGACGGGAGUCCUCACGGCGCUCCCUCGCACUCUGGGUUUGACGGGGGGGCGGGCCAUCCUUACGGCGAGGACGACUACGAGACGUACGCCCCCUCGCUGCGCGUGGCUCAGACACCCUCCGCUGUGGAGCUGCCGGAGUCGACUUUCUUGAAGUGCCUCGCGAAGGAGAUGGACGACGAGCGGCUGCGACUGGAGAAGGAUGAGGGGCCGCCGCCAGCCCCGACCGGAUGGGAGCUUUGCCACGUUGCUGGGACGUCGUUUAUCUACGGCCGCCGCCGCUGGGAGCCGCUGCGCGGGGUGGACGAGCCGACGGCCAGUGCAUGGCGCCGCGCCGACGAGGAUAGGCCCACUACGGUCCCAACGACUCCAAGAACGCGACGGCAACGGCACGCGGAGCGGCACUUUGUCCGCGUGCAGCUCACUACACGAGACCCCUCGCUCGACCCCGAGUGCGAUAUCCGCGGCGAGCACGUGCCUUUUUCUUUUUUUGUCCAGCGCAUUCCAUUCGAUGAGGAGAAGGAGGAGGGGGAUUACAACAGCCGCAAUGGCGAUCACCAAAGGGAUUUGGUACUAUCCACAGACAAAUCCUCCCCAGCUUCGUCGGCUUAUUCCUCAACAUUUAACGAGGAGGAUGAGCUUUCUAUAUAUCGCAAUAGCAUCGAGGUACGUCUAGACGUCAUUGAAGGUGAGCUUGUCGUGGAUAACCUCGUUUUCCACGGGGCUUACUCUGUCAAAGGAAAAGAAAAAGGAGGAGAUCAUGAUAAUAGCGACCCAGAUCAGGAAAAAGAUCUGCGGGUGAUGUAUAACAAUCCCUUUGGUGGCUAUUCAGGGCCUAAUCUUGACGAAGCCGAGGAUGAAGUUUUAGAUGGGAUUCAAGCCUGGCUGGCGGAGCGACAUAUCGACGAUCAAUUUGGUGAGUUUAUCGGUCAAUAUUCUGUGUGGAUUGAGCAAAUGGAGUACGAAAGAUGGCUCCAACAGUUCUAUGACUACGUGGCUGCGUGAGAAAGAAACGCUAAGUCUUUUUUUCCUUACCAUUAUUUGCUUUGGAGGGAAUAAAUAGAAUACAACAUUUUCUCAUUUAUAGUUAUACGUUUAGCACAGUAUUUGCAGUUUAAAAAACUGCAUGACGAGUGAGCAAGAAGAGGAAAAGAGAAGAAAGAAAAACAUGAUUAUGUUGAACAUGGCAGUGGGAAGCUUGAGAUUGAUAUAUUUUCAUUUAAUGAAAUUCUUAUCGUCUUAGUCCAGUAUGAAAACUAAAGGAAUGAAACAGAAAUACAUCCAAAGAUGGUGUUUCUCCACGUCAUUUGACAAUAAAAUUUUCAGUAGAA